AUGUCGAGGCCACCUCAGCUCCACCGCCCAGCCAGCAGUCCCAUUCGCCAGAAACUCAAUUUCAGGCACAUGAGAUCUCCGUCGGCCAUAUCCAAUUCCACAGGGUACCCGUCCUGCCCCACCGCUACACCUCUCUCAAGAAAUCCCUGCCUCGAGAUCUACACCCCGAUCUACGAAGAGAUGAAGAUCGACAUCCGUGUGAAGCUCAAGGCUCGUAGGGUUGAGGUGAAAACCCAGACCGACACCCCUAUCCUUGAUCUUGAGCUCACUUGCUGCGAAAGUGUAUUCAAAGCUGAGAGCAGUGUGAACACUCCGUGCCGAGAGAUGCACUCUACUGUCAAGGCUCCAGUCGAGUCACAUACAGUCACCCAACAUGAUGGCUUCAAUCUCUUGUUGAGACUAGCGUUCUUUUGGCGUUCUUUUGGGCUGAUCAGAAGCCUUUCCCCCAACUGA
Molecule: messenger RNA, 453 nt
Organism: Striga hermonthica
Lineage: Eukaryota; Viridiplantae; Streptophyta; Magnoliopsida; Lamiales; Orobanchaceae
Source: the annotation of a GenBank genome assembly